AUGUGUGAAAUGAUCACAACAGUCCCCUACAGGGCUAAACACCGUAAGUGCUUCCUGUGGUACCAAUUUCCUCCUUUUUCUUGUCGGUUGCGCUAUGUAGUGUACCUACCAAUUCUUGUUGGCACCGUACCAGUACCUGUUGGCACUGUACCAAUACAUGCUAGCACCAUACCAGUUCAUGUUGGCAUCGUACAAGUACAUGGUACCGUACCAAUUCUUGUUGUACCAGUUCCAAUUGGUACUGUACUAGUACUUGUUGGAGCCGUACCAGUACCUGUUGGAGCCACACCAAUACUUGCUAGUACCAUACCAAUUCUUGUUGUACAUGUUCCUACCGGUACCAUACCAGUACCAGUUGGAACCGUACCAGUACCUACUGACACUGUACCAGUACCUGUUGAUGUUGUACAAGUACCUAUUGGUAUCAUACCAAUGUCUUCCGUACCAGAACCUGGAUAUGCCGUACCAAUUCCUUGCUCGGCCAUUCUAUCUUUUCUUGGUACGGCCUCCCCUACCACUGUCUGGUCUACCGUACUGGUACCCUCCGUGGUUUCUGACGCUAGUACUAGUUUCUGUGGUAAUGAUACCCACCGCUGCGCUAGUGGUUCCCCUUCAUUGAUUGUUCGAAACAACACCCCUACUGAUCGUACAUCCCCUACAGGGCUAAACACCGUAAGUGCUUCCUGUGGUACCAAGUGUACCGAAGAUAAUUUCGAGGGUGUGAAUUUUACCCUCGUACUUUUCCAUUGA
Molecule: messenger RNA, 750 nt
Organism: Cryptomeria japonica (Japanese cedar)
Lineage: Eukaryota; Viridiplantae; Streptophyta; Pinopsida; Cupressales; Cupressaceae
Exons: 2
Coding region: 1-750 (249 amino acids)
Source: RefSeq, a predicted model, not a curated record